AUGGAUCAUAGAUCCGCCACACAAUGCCUGCUUCUGCUCCAGAAGGUUAGCGGCUUGACAGAACUGAAGCAAAUCCACGCCCAUAUGGUCAAAACCGCCAUUGAUCAAAACCCCUAUCUGGUUAGCAAGCUCGUCGAGUUUGCUGCUCUUUCUUCUACCUCUCGAAGCUUUGGCUACGCAAGAGAGGUUUUCUACCGAAUCCAAGACCCUAACCUUUUCCUCUACAACACCAUGAUCAGAGGAUCAUUGAUUAACAAUCUAGCCGAGGAAGCCAUCCUCCUAUACUUUCGAAUGCGCGGGGAAAACCUCCUCCCUAACAACUUCUCCUAUCCCUUUGUUCUGCGUGCCUGUGAAGACCAGUUGGAGCUCAGACGUGGGAAGGAGGUCCACGGUUGUAUUAUAAGAACUGGGUUCGGAUCGGAUCCUUAUGUCCUUACAACCCUCUUGAACAUGUACUCUGUCUGUGAAGGCAGCAUGAGAGCCGCUACCAAAGUCUUCGACGAAAUGCCUGUGAAGGAUGUAGUGUCUUGGAACAGUGUGAUCGCAGGAUAUCUCAGACAUGGAGAUUUAGUGUCAGCUACGAAGUAUUUUGAUCAUGCCCCUGAGAAGAGCCUUGUGUCAUGGAAUUCAAUGGUUUCCGGUUAUGCAAAUUUGGGAAGGACUAAAGAUGCAAAGAGGCUGUUUAUGGAAAUGCCCAUGAAGGAUGCUGCUUCAUGGAAUUCAUUGAUCUCAGGUUACAUCAAGGUUGGUGACUUGGUCUCUGCUGAGAGAAUCUUUGAGCAGAUUCCAGAGAAAGAUGUUGUUUCUUGGACAGCCAUGAUUGAUGGUUACCUGAAGUAUGGCCACUGUGAUCGUUCCUUGACACUGUUCCGCCAAAUGCAGCUAGUGAAAAUUAAGCCCACUGAGAUAACCCUUCUCAGCGUCCUCACUGCUUGUGCUAAUUUGGGUGUACUAGAAACGGGAAGCUGGAUUCAUGGUUAUAUAAAUAAAAAUGGAGUUGAGAUUGAUAACAAUCUUGGUACUGCACUGAUAGACAUGUAUGCAAAGUGCGGCGACAUGGAGAAGGCUUUGGAUGUCUUUAUUAACAUGGGAAGAAAGAAAGAUGUGAUAACUUGGACAGCAAUGAUAGUUGGACUAGCCAUGAAUGGUCGCUGUACAGAGGCCCUAGAGUUCUUCUCAAACAUGGUAUCUGAGGGAGUGAGCCCAGAUGAAGUCACAUUUCUUGGAGUUCUAUGUGCUUGUUCUCACACAGGUCUUGUCAAGGAAGGGACUCGCUAUUUUGAAUCCAUGAGUAAGGAUUACUCCCUUGUGCCUAGGAUUGAGCACUACGGUUGUAUGGUUGACCUCCUUGGACGAGCUGGGUUACUGGAGAAGGCAGAGGAAUUUGUUAAAACCAUGCCUGUUGAACCUGAUUCGGUCAUUUGGGGAUCACUCUUCAGUGCCUGUCAAGUUCAUAAAAAGGUAGACGUAGGUGAGAGAGCGAUGGAAUAUUUAUUAAAGAUGGAUCCUGAGAACAAAGGGAAUUAUGUUACUCUUUCAAACAUCUAUGCUUGCACUGGUAGGUGGGAUGAUGUUGCUGAGGUGAGGAAGAAAUUGAAGGAAAAGGGGAUCAAAAGAACACCAGGUUGCAGCUCUAUUGAAGUUAAUCACCAAGUUCAUGAGUUUGUUUCAGGUGACACAUCACAGUCAAGAUCAACAGAAAUCUAUGAAAUGCUGGAUUUGUUGGCUCAAAGAAUGAAGGAAUAG
Molecule: messenger RNA, 1746 nt
Organism: Telopea speciosissima
Lineage: Eukaryota; Viridiplantae; Streptophyta; Magnoliopsida; Proteales; Proteaceae
Product: pentatricopeptide repeat-containing protein At1g08070, chloroplastic-like
Exons: 1
Coding region: 1-1746 (581 amino acids)
Biological process (GO): RNA modification
Molecular function (GO): RNA binding; protein binding
Source: RefSeq, a predicted model, not a curated record